CCUGAGAACUUAAUAUAAGUCAGAUAUUAUCAGGUUUCAAUGGUUCCUUUUUGUUCAGGAUCAGCACCUUAUUGGCACGGAACUUUGUUCAGUUUCAACUUUAAUUAUCAUUGUUAUUAGUUGAUUGUUUCACAUCUUCAGUUUCAGUUUCUCUUGGAACUUUUUUUUUCUAUUUCUGUUCCGAUUUACAAAAUUGGAAUUUUUUUUCCUCUUCUCAUUCGAUAAAAACUUUUCUAUUAUUUUAUUGUUGAAAGAAAACUUUUAUGUUUUCAAAGUUUAAUUGUUGUUGAUCAAUUGUGAUUUUGUGUUUUCAUCUGAUACAUUGUGUUACUUUUAUUGUCAACAAUUAACUAUCAUUGUAAUCAAAAUGAUCAUUUAUCAAUCAGCCAUUUUAAUAAUAACGACUUUGAUUGUAACAAUUAACUCCCAUGGAUAUCAUCAUCAAGAAAGGAAUCGACAAGGAAAUGAACGGACUUGGUUUCAAAUGUCAAUUCCUUACCUUGAUGCUUCAAUUCAAUUUCCACAACCACCCGGUUUUGAUCCUGAUCGAUUGUUUGAUUUAGUUACUUCUCCAUUCCAACAAUGGAGUCCACUGGAACCUCCUCCGUUUAUGAGGCCAUUUUUUGAUCGACCAAACCAAUUCAGACCAAUGAUCCCACCUCCACCUCCAGUUUUACCCCCUUUCAACCCAGCCUUACCUCCACCAGCACCAGCACAACCAUCAGCUGAACCUUCACCUUCAACUCCUUCAACCUCAAAUCCAAAUCCAAAUUCAAUCGCAGAUUCUGAACCAGAAUCAACCUUUGCCGUUUCAUCGUCCACAUACAAUCCCUCACGAAGACGAUACAAACCUCGUUGGGUUCCUCAUAAUCCUCGUCGUCAUUUCGGCAAAAGACCAGGCAACGGCGGUCGAAGAGGAAAUGGAAACAGGUAUGGAGGUCACAAUAAUAACGGAAGCUAUGGUAAUGGUAAUCGCGGUGGGUGUAGAAAUGAUUCUGGAACUAAAGGAGGAAGAAAAUGCCAAACUGGCCAUCGAUUCUGGGAGAAGUCGAAACCUUCCCCUUUACCUCCUAGUUGGCCUUUUUUCGUAUUCCCUCCACCACGACCUUCAAACGACGAUGAUAAUGAAAAACCUCAAGUUCCAAACACUUUUACCGAAGUGACAAAAAACACUGACCCCGCUUGUGGCAAUCGCCAUCUUCCAAGACCUACUAAGCCAACCAACGAUUCAAUCCCAACAACAACAACAACAACAACAACCACAAGCACAACACUAACAACAACAUCAACAACAUUGUCUCCAACAACUUUAGAUAACAAUGGAAGAGAUAAUGAAGAAAGCAACAAUAACAAUGUAACAAACGAAUCAACUUCAUCAUCUCCCUCAUCACCAUCAUCAUCAUCAACAACGACAACUGAAUUACCAACGACAUUUGUAAGUUCAGUGGAUGUUGAACCUUCAUCUUAUUCAGGAUCUUCAGAACUGUCACCAUCUUCAUCCUCUGAGAAACCUUUAACUCCCUCUGAGCUUUUGAAAAGUUCAAAUGUUGAACCGGAAAAGGACAAGAAUAAGAAUCCAUCUGAAUCUAAAAUACCAAAUGGAUCAAACGGAAGUGGAAUAGAAUCAGGUAAAAAAGAAGAAGAUGAAAAGAGACCAACAGAAUCAGAAUCUUCCCUGUCUUAUUUACCCAAAGAAUCCGAUGGUGAUGAUAAAAUAAGCGAAAAGACAAAUAUAAAUAAUGGUGAAAAUAUUUCCUCAUCCGGUUUGAUGACAACAAUGGGACCUUUGGAAACAAUAGAAGAUGAAGAUAAGAAAAAGAAAGAGAUUGAAUCAAAAGAGAAAGAUGAUAAAGAUUCAUCAUCAUCUUCCACAUCGAUCUCACCACCAGAAUCAUCUUCAUCUUCAUCGAUAGAAAAUGUUGUCACAACAAUGUCACCAAAUGGAAACACCGAUGAUGUUACAACCACGAGUUCAGCUGAUCUAAGUAACAAUAAUGAUUCAAUAAACGAAACUGAUACAGUUCCAGAUGAAAAAGAUGCGAAAUCAGCAUCACCGGAAGUAGAAGCCAAAAGGAAAAGGGAAACAGAAAGGGAACAAUUUAUCAAGCAAAUUGAAUCGAUGUCGAUUGAAGAUUUCAAGAGACUCGCAAGUAAAAUCGCAUCUCUAUCAAUCUAAAUGAACAAACAAGAAAAAAAAAGUUUUCGUCAACAAUUUACGAUUCCCUUGAUUCCGGAAGUUGAGGUCACUCACUAUAUUUACAUAUGAUGAUAGAUGAUUAAGAUGACAGGAAGGAGGAACCAAAUCAGCAAGAGAGUAAAAAAGUGAAAAUGAAAACGAAGAAAAAAUUUUCCUACUCAACAAUUAACAUGGAUUCUCAUCAUGAUCAUCAUUUUCCUACUAAUUAUCUUCCUAAUCACACUAAUCGUCGUCUUUGUGGUUUUAAUUGUUCCAAUUAAUUGUCCUACCAAAGUGCCAACAUGAUCAAUGUUUAUUUUGUAUCUUUUACCUUUCUCAUUGUGUGUCUCUGGUUAGGCAACAAUUAGACUUGAUUAUCAUCAUUUUAAAUGAUAAUUGUAAUUACUUUUAAUCUUAUAUUUAAUUGUCUACUUGCUGGGGUCAAUAGUUUUCCACUUUGAUUAUAACAAUCAACAAAAUCAAUCUCAAUGUUAAUUGUCAUUGGAAUGGUGACAAAAUUAACAGUUUCUUUUUUUUCCUUCUAAUUUUGUAAUCAAGUUAAUUGUAAUUAAAAUUUUCCAAUUGACAGAAAUAAAAUUGAUGAUCAUCAAUGAGAAUUCAUUGAUUGUGAUUGAUUUGUAUCAAGAU
Molecule: messenger RNA, 2824 nt
Organism: Panonychus citri (citrus red mite)
Lineage: Eukaryota; Metazoa; Arthropoda; Arachnida; Trombidiformes; Tetranychidae
Exons: 4
Coding region: 368-2176 (602 amino acids)
Source: RefSeq, a predicted model, not a curated record